UUACUGACUACCGGGUAACGAGCCCGAUGCCGCACCGGGAAGAGCAGGUCCCCCUUGUGGUCAACCAGUCCUCCACAGUGUCAAAGGCACCCAACGAAGGGUACGGCUCUGGUCCACCUGAUUCGUUGGCUGUCAAGAUCACAGACACGGCGACGUUGUCGCCGUCGCUGCAUGUGUCGUACGACUAUGUCCUAGCGUUUCCUCACGAUGCGCCAUUCAACGCAUCCAUUUCCAAGCCUGACAUUGUCCAUCGACUGCAUCUCGCUGGUCUCACAACCGAAGAAGUUGUUUCCAAGUCGGCGGUGUUUUGCAAGGUCCGCGCGAACGUCACGCGCCUUCAAAAGGAAGCGGCGCGUGUGAACCUUCCCGUGCUUGUUGACGACGUCGUGUUGGCCGAAGUGGCGAAAACGGGUCUCCAAGCCUUCCACAUCGAGUCGUUUGAGGUCGAGAACCCGCCGCGGCAAUGGCUGGACUUGUUUCGUCGACCCAUCUAUCCACCGUACAGUCACAUUUACAUGCCAUACGCAAAAGAGUCAGACCAGUCGAUCUACGCUUCUCACGACGGCGCAUUCUUCUCGAGCAUUCAUCGCAUGCAGCUCAUCGAGAGCAUCCUCACCAACGUCAACGGCGGCGGCGCCGGCCUUGACCUCGACCUGCUCACGUCGGAAGGCGUGGUCAUUGCUGCGUAUCCAUUGCACUGCGACUCGCAAAGGCUCACGUUGCAAAAGACGUGGAUGGCAUGGUGUUAUCCGCCAUGGCAGCAGCCACUCCAGGGCAUCCGCGACUACUUUGGCCCCAAAGUCGCCUUGUACUUUGCCUUCCUCGGCCACUUCACGACGUACGUGCUGUGGGCGGCACUCGUCGGACUCGCCAUCACGACGCUGCAGAUCGCGCCGUCCAAAGUUUCCAUGUACGUCGAGGCGUCUGCGCUCACGUACGUCCUUCCCAUCUUUGGCGUGGCCAUGAUGCUAUGGGCGUGCUUCUUCCUCAAGCACUGGAAGCGGCGCAACGCCGUCUUGGCCUUAGAGUGGGGCAUGUCGGACCUAGACAAACACACCCACGACAUGGUGCUGUUUCGAAAUCGCCCGAAUUCCCGCGUCGAUGCCGUGCUGCGCGUGGGCGGGUCGUGGCUCGUGCUCGUGGUGUUGAUGGAGGCGAUCGUGCUGGCCGUGGGCGCCGUCGCGCGGCUGUAUGUGUCGCCGACGUGGGGCUACGCGCAAGGCAACAUGACGCUCUUGGCGGGGUUGAUCGUAGCGCAGAUUGUGGCACUGUCGACGGUCUUUCAAUGGUUGUGCGUUAAACUCAACGAGUACGAGAACCACCCGACGGCGUCUGCGUACGAGCGGUCGUUUGUGCUCAAACUGGUGCUCUUUGAAGGCGUAAAUCACUUUGCAGCAUUGGUGUACUUUGCCUUUUACGUACCGAUGAACCCCCCCGACUUCGCAUGGCUCGUGUACAAAGUGUAUGGCGCGUAUAUUGUCGUGUACCACUGUCAGCGCGUACUAUCCCGACGUCGGAACAACCAGCACCACCCUCGGAAUGAAAGCGGCGACGAUACUGACGACGACAUGGAAGGACAGUUUGCCCUGGCCGAGUAUGGUUGGAAGGACAGUAUGUUGGACCACUUGAGGCUCGUCGUGCACUUUGCCUUUGUGACCGUGUUUGCCGUGUUGUGCCCGCUCAACCCGUUUCUAUCGCUCGUGCAUUACUCGCUCGAGCUGCGAUUCAACGGCGCCAAGCUGCUCACGUCGUGCCGCCGUCCUCGUCCGCGCGGCGCUGAAAACUUGGGCAUCUGGUACGUUGUCCUGCACUGGGUGCUCAACGUCGCCGUGGUCACCAACGCGUGGCUGCUCGUGUCCUUGUACCCGACCCAACCCCCCACGACCCCGGCGCCGCCUGGACCCGCCUCGCUGGCCGCCAUCUCGUCCCAGCACGUGGUGCUGUCGUUGAUCCUGUGCCUCGUCGUGUGUCGCAUGCUCGUGAUCGUGGGGUACCAAGACACGCCGUCGCGCAUUCGGCUGCAACUGGAACGCCAGGCGUACUACGUAGCUAAACUGUACCACAAGGCGUUUGGAUGGCCCGGGCACAUGGCCGCCAACACGUCAACCCUGGCGUUCGAGUAUUGCCUCGCAUUUCCCAACCCCGAAGCCCUCCCCAAGAAGUCCCAUUCUCGUCCGACAUCCCCCAAGCCGGCGCUGUCAACGGUGCUGGACGCUCUCAAGAAGGCCAACCUCGCGUUCAAUGUGUACCCGUCGGCGGCCAAAUCGUCCACGUACUUGUCGUCGUUCAUUUUCUGCGAAGUGCGGGCCACGGAGAGCCAGCUGCAGCAGGAAGCGGUGCGGAUGCAGCUGCCCAUGCUUCUGGACGAGAUCAUGCUCAAGGAGUUGGCUCACGAAGGGGUGUUCCAUGCGCUGCACAAGGGCAUGGUGGACGUUGUGGACCGCACGCGGAUCGAAGCUACGAGGGUCAACUUGUUGCUACUGCUGGAGAAUAUGCUCACGCAGCGGGUGUUUCACAGCAACGACUACACGAACGUCGAGAUGGCGGACAAGCUCGAGAAGUUGCUGGCCGCGUUGCACAACCGCGAGCCGCGCACGCACGUGUCGUUGGCCCACGUGCUCGCGAAUUUCAAAGAGUUGAUUGAAGUGGACAUUGAAGGCGAACAAUUCCGACAGCUAGAUGUGCCGCAAACGCUACUGAACCGCAUCGAAACGUACUUGAGCACGGGCGACGCACAGCCGACUACACCCACGUCGGAUGUACACCCAAACAACGCGUUGAGCUACGCCAACAAGAACUUUGACAAGUUGCUCAGUCAAAUGGUGGCCUCGCUCCACGAACGCCCGCUCAAUACAUUGUACAUGGCGCAAAAGACUUGGAAGUACGGGCUGGAAAAGGUGCUGUGGUGCAUCGAAGAGCUACUGAAACACUCGGACGUGUCGGUGUUCGAACUGUCGUCGUCGUCGCCGUUGAAAUGGCUCUCGAUGCAGCAAUACCUCGACAGCUUCGACUCGGAAGUCGUGUACCCGCACCUGAACAGUCUUCUCGUCGAGUGCAUGUCCCUCCUCGAAACCCCCGGCGCGAGUCCGUACAAGGCGUACCAGGAAUUCCGCGCCAAGCAUCCCCACUCCAAAGUGCUGGAGCUCGUCACGUCGCUCGAAGCGUCGAUCAUUGCCAACCCAGACGUGGACAUUGCUCCGUUUUACCUCGGGAAUCCGGACCCCAAGUACAACUUGCUCGCCAAGCGGUUCAAGUAUCGACCGUAUCAGUACCUGCAUAUGCCAUACCGUCGCCAGCUGGGCAAGUGGCAGGAAGUUUAUGCGACACCGUCGUCGUCGUCGUGCUUUAGUCCGGUGCAGCGCGUUCAGAUUCUGGACAGUCUGCUGCAGCGUCACAUCCACACGGACGCGUUGCUGGCCCAACGCGUGCUUGAAUCCGCGUUCCCGCUUCAUGACAAGACAGAACACGACUUGCUCAAGAACGCGUGGGUGCCGUGGACGUUGUCGCAGCCCCUCGACCGCAUCCACCGCUACUUUGGCUCGAACGUGGCCAUGUACUUUGCCCAUUUGGGACAUGCGACCAAGUGGCUGACGUUCGCCAUGCUCGCGGGGGUGCUUUUCUUCGUGUGGCAGCAGUCUAAGUACUCGGUGGGCAAUGCUGCCCAGGUGUGGGUCGUGCCCGGGUUUGGUGUGCUCAUGGUGCUGUGGGCUACGCUCUGGCUCAAGCAUUGGACACGCGUCACGUCCAUAUUGAAACUGCAGUGGGGACUGUACUCGACGGCAUCGUCGCCGCAGCCUCAACAGGUUCGAGCCGUGUACACUGGCGACUUUAUCCGCAACCCCAUCACUGGCCAAAAGGUCAAGUACUUUCAAAGGAACGCCCGGGUCGUGCGAUGGGUGGUCGGGUGGGGGGUGCUGCUCCUUGUGGCCGCGGUGGCCUUGAGUGUCCAAGCCCUCAUCUUGUACGUGCAGGCCACCACAUCCCGCGGGACUAGCGUCGGCAUCGCGUUCGCUCUAGGGCUGUGCAUUGUCGGCAUGAAGCACAUGUUCAAUGCAGCGAUCGUCCUGCUGAUCGAGUACGAGAACCACCGCACCGAAGUCACCUACCAAGGGGCGUACGUGCUCAAGGCGGGGGUGUUCCACGCCUUCAACAGCUACGCGUCACUCGUGUACAUGCUUUCACAGACCCAGUUACGCCACAUCAACUCGUUGUACGUGAUCUACGGCAUGGAAGUGGCCGUCACCCACGUCAUUCGCGUCGUCCGCCUGGUCACGCAACCAGCUGCGAUGGCCACGGGCGAGCAGCAGUUCUACCAGGGCGACGCCAACUGGCAAGCGAGUAUGGAAAACCACAUCGACCUGGUCAUUCGGUUUGGGUACAUGCUGGGCGGGGUCGUGGUGUGUCCACUGGCCCCGGCGGUGUCUUUUCUGGACCACAUCAUGUCCCUGCGACUGCAAGCCACGCAACUCAUGAGCAUCACCCGCCGCCCUCGCCCCGCCGUCAUCAUAUCCACCUGGUACUCGACCAUGAUGAGCAUCGUGUUGGUGGGGGCGAUCGUGUCCAACAGCUACUUGGUGGUGUUUGUGGUCGAGACAUUUGGUCCUGCCUCCAUCGUGUCCACGUUCGACGGAUUCUGCGGCGUGCUCCUGGCGAUGGUGGCCGCGCGCUCCGUGCUUAAUUCGGUGUUCAACGACGUCCCGACCCGCGUGAACUCGCAGUUGGAGAGACAAGCGUUUUUGGUCGAAUCGAUCCUCAACGAGCAGCCCCCGGUCCCUUUGGCCACCAUGGCGACUCACUCUGCACCAAUGCGACCGACCAGCGUCAGUUUGCAAAGCGAUUACAGCAUGUUGAGCCAAGACGACGAUUUCGACGACGAAGUUGAAGCUGAAGGCUUUGUGUGAACACAAAUAUGACGUGUACUACUACUGUAUUUCCCGCUUCGUUAUUCGAUACAGUACUCCUCUAUGUCCAAAUGCGUCAACCGAUAGACGGUUGAGUACAGGAUGCUGAC
This is a messenger RNA of Aphanomyces astaci, 5011 nucleotides long. RefSeq lists its product as hypothetical. The transcript has a single exon. Gene Ontology annotation, molecular function: chloride channel activity. The coding region runs from base 27 to 4901 and encodes 1624 amino acids. Gene Ontology annotation, biological process: chloride transmembrane transport. The record is from RefSeq and is a predicted model, not a curated record. NCBI's taxonomy places the organism in Eukaryota, Oomycota, Saprolegniomycetes, Saprolegniales, Verrucalvaceae.